This is a messenger RNA of Gastrolobium bilobum, 1534 nucleotides long. Its product is annotated as triose phosphate/phosphate translocator, chloroplastic-like. The coding region runs from base 52 to 501 and encodes 149 amino acids. The transcript has 3 exons. Gene Ontology annotation, molecular function: antiporter activity. The record is from RefSeq and is a predicted model, not a curated record. Gene Ontology annotation, cellular component: Golgi apparatus. NCBI's taxonomy places the organism in Eukaryota, Viridiplantae, Streptophyta, Magnoliopsida, Fabales, Fabaceae.
GGGCCUACACUGUUGAAGCACGGGUUCAAUGAUGCAAUUGCUAAAGUAGGUAUGGUCAAGUUCAUCACAGAUCUCUUCUGGGUUGGGAUGUUUUACCACCUGUACAACCAAGUGGCGACUAACACACUGGAGAGAGUGGCUCCUCUCACUCAUGCAGUUGGCAACGUACUGAAACGUGUAUUUGUGAUUGUAUUUUCAAUUUUAGUCUUCGGUAACAAGAUUUCCACCCAAACUGGUAUUGGAACAGCCAUUGCUAUUGCAGGAGUGGCAAUCUACUCGCUCAUCAAAGCCAGGAUGGAGGAAGAGAAGCGAGAGAGUCUUGUUUCAAUUGUUUUUUUACCACAACUGCAUAUUAAAUUGGUUGAAACUUUAAAAGUUAAUUUGCUUUGGCAAGUCACAAAUAAACCACUUUUGGCAUAUAUGCUUUUUAACGGUGUACUUUUGAAUGGAUUUUACCUUGGUCUUCAAAAUGCAUUAGGCAAUAUAGCAAUACACAAAUAAAAUUGACAAAUUUUUCUUUUUGUUCUCUUGACAGCAAGCGAAAGCAGCAUAAGAAGAAAGAGGCGUCAACUUGGAGGAUGUCUUGAACUGUAAAUCAUCAUAAAUUUCCUUCAAAAUAAUUGGGUGACUGGUUCAGUAUUGUACUAUCCUUCGGAUAGCCUUUUAUUUUUCCUUUUCUUUUUCCGGUCAAAUCUUUUUUUUUUCCUUGUUCAUUCAGAAAACAAUGACUUGCUGAUUUGCAGUCUUCUCAUGUUUGACCAAAAAAAUGAUGUAUCCAUGAUUCCCAUAAAGUGCUCUUAAGACUAUUAUGAAAUCUGAAAAGAUGGUCAACAAUCAACAUUUAAGACAUAACUGCAUUUCGAGGUUCUUUUUCAGAGCCUACUGGGCCAAUUAAUCUUUUAUUUGGUAUAGUGGAUGGGGCAAAAACUAAUGUAAAUGGUGGAUUCAACAGUUAAGUUCCAAAAUUAAAGGCUUUAGGGGAAGAUAUUGUAGCACGUCACCAUAAGAAAUCCAUGGCAACCACUAGCGAUGUAUAAAAAAUCUAAAAUAACUGAACCACAUCAAGAACCACACCAAAUUGAACCAAAAUAACCGGUUUUUUUAAAAUUGGUUCGGAAAGUUGAACCGGUUCUAUUAUUUAAAACAAUCCAAUUCAGACCCAUUUCAAAACUGGAUUUUAAGCAGGUCGAACCAAACCAACCCAUUUACAUAACAUAACUCAAUGACUCAUCGAUCUCGUUCCUAAUCGAAGCAUAUUUUUGCUCAGCUCAUGAACCCUAAGUUCACCGUCUCAAUCAUUUCUCAAUCUCGCUGCUCGUUCUCAUCGAAUUGGUAACGGUGGUGGCUUGUGGCUUAGCGUUCUCAAUCAUUUUUCAUUUCUCUUCAGAUUUUUAUUUUUGCUUUUUGUUUUGUUUCACUUAUGUGUUUUCCUAUGUAUCAUCAACCAUGAACCCCUUUAAGGUCUUUGCGCGGUGGCUAUUUUCUUUGGAUACUUUAAAUGGCUAUUAACCCCUUUUUUAAAAUGCGAUCUUCU